Molecule: messenger RNA, 818 nt
Organism: Dothidotthia symphoricarpi CBS 119687
Lineage: Eukaryota; Fungi; Ascomycota; Dothideomycetes; Pleosporales; Dothidotthiaceae
Exons: 1
Coding region: 40-603 (187 amino acids)
Source: RefSeq, a predicted model, not a curated record
CCCCUUUUUUCAAAACAGGGUUGGAGACUCGAUGACAAGAUGAAAAGUAUCUUCUCUCUCCUGGCGCGGCAACAGCUCAAGACGUUCAAAGUCAACUACGCACCAGAAUACAAAACUUUCAUCAUCCACCAUGUCUGCACCGACCAGUCGCACCCCCUCAACGAAGCGCAGAGGCGGAGACAGCGAGAGUGGAAGAAAGAGGGUCUGUGGUGGCAUGCAACAACAGGCGUCGACUUAUCCAAAUCAAGCUGCGUGAGAGCGUGGGCUAGGAGACGACUGCGCAACGCAGUUACAGAAGAACUGAAGGCGCGAGGGUACGACGAGAAGGGGAAGCCGCUCGAUGGGGCCUCUGUAAAGGGGAAAUCAGAUCUGACGGGGAGUCUGAGGUUGCAUGCUCAGCUUCCACUGCUGCCCGCGACAUAUGUAGAUGUGAAAGAGGAGGUGGGCAAGGUCUUGGACAUGCUGCUAGAGGGAGCCAAAGAAGAGACUAGGAAACCGACGCCUGGUAAAAAGAAUAAUGAUGGUCAUCCACACCGGAAGUCAUCUGGCACGCCUCCUCAAUUUCGCAUUAGGAGGACAAAUUCGGACAAUAUACACUCUUGAUGUUGUGGGCUCGCAGUCAUUCUCUACUUAUUUGUUUUUGUUUGACUCAAAGCACUUGUAGACAUGAAAAGGGUGUUGCAAUAUACGUCCGCAGUCAUAGAAUGCACUUAUCAUUAAGAAGCAAUCGUCUAUCCUCUUGAUGUUAGUUUCGCUUUUCCUCUUGUCACUUCCCAUCUGCUACCAUAGCAUACACUCUGUAUUUUUUCGUUUGUAUU